AAUUGUGCACGAGAAUAAACACAUCGUAUGUAGAUUACGAUACCUUGAUUUGCUUCGCUUUUGUCGGAAAAAUCCAUGAUAAAAAAUGUAUGUAAUAAAACUCGGACAACAAAUGGACGUCACGAUCAGGAUGAUCAGUCGAGUGACGAACGGUAGUUGAGCGUAAAGAAGAGUGAGAGAGUGAGAGAGAGAGUGAGAGAGAGAGAGAGAGAGAGAGAGAGAGAGAGAGAAAAGAGAAAAGAAAAAAGAAAAGAAGAAAGAAAAAGGAAAAAAAAAAUAGAGAAGAAGACGAAACUUGGACCGAUUGGCCAGGGAAACGAUUUUAUAUGUAGAAAGAAAGAAAGGAAGAAAGAAAGAGUGAGUAGAAAAUAUACGAGUCGGACGUUAUGCGGUCUUUCGAAUUGAUCGAAAAAUCAGGAGCACAGGAAGGCAUCAUCGAAUGAUAACGUUCUUCCUCUCUCUCUUUCUCUCUCUCUCUCUCUCCCUUUUUUCCUCUCUUUUAUCUGUAUGGAAGUCUCGCAGAAUGCGACAGAGGAUGGUGAUGAUAGUGGUAGUAGUAGUGAUAGAGAUAGUGGUAGUAGUGAUGGUGGUGGUGGUGGUGGUGAAGGUGGUGGGGGAUAUAGUCGAGAGGACGGUAACUAAGGGGCGUGUUCGAGAAGGUCGGGGGUUGUCCCGGGGAUGGUUAGGAGGAUGAACGAAUGGGAAUGCUCGAAAGGUAGGUCCGAGGCCGGUGACCUUGCCAACGGUGUACCUCGAUAGGGGUGAAUCCGCCCCUAGCGCAGCCCCUCUGCCGUUUAUCGAAUUAAGCUUAUCAUUUGAUUUUGAGGAGACCCACCAGUCAGUCGUCUCGGACGCUCUUAAACGGGCCGAAAAACUUCCUCCUAUCCGUGCUAUAAUCGCAAUAAUUUGAUAUCGUUGAUCCGAUUACGCGUCAUAACUUGGCGUCGAAGAGGAGAGAAGAGAGGAAGAGAGGAGAGGUGAGGCGAGGAGAGGAAGAAAAGGUCCGUUUUGCGCUCGUCGAAGCCAACAUCGAAGAGAUCGUUCUCCAGCCGUUUGCCCACGGCCUUAUACGAUAUCGCGUUAACCGACGAUUUAUCCGAUGUGAAAGGCACGCGCUCUCGAUAUCUCGUAUAUUUCUUUGUGAAGGGGGUCGGGUCCAAAUACCGGGGGAAAAAGGAAAGGCUCUCACCCCUCUGGUUCUGCGGUUUACGUUCUACGUCGUCCUUGCCGUCGCAGGAGCGCGCCCGCGCCGAAAGGCGCGCUCCCUCGAGCCUCCUCCGUUCGACUUUUCCCGCGCAAUCGAACAAACAUUCUUCAUAUCUAAAGGAAACUACGUUACGCGAUAUAAGCUACGUUAUAGAUCAACGUACAGUGUGAGAUCGUUAUAAUAACGUGAUCUAUUUUAUCGGAGAUCUUUAAACAAUCGGAAUUAGAAGGGUAGAAUGGAAGAAAGGGUAGCAUUCGAAACGGUUAUCUUCAUGGAUUGAAGAGGAAAGUGGUGCUCGUUUCGAGAGUCGUCUCUUCGCAAAAGAGGAAGAGAAAGAGAGAGAGAAAGAGAGAGAGAGAGAGAGAAAAUUAGACAGAGAAACAAAGAGAAAGAGAGGGAGAGAAAAAGUGCGAGCGAAUCGUAAACAUAAAAAACGAGAGAAAAUAAAAAAAGAAUCAACGAAAACAAUAAUGGAUUACUCGUAUUUGAAUCAGGCUGCGGCUGCUGCGGCCGCCGGCUUCGAAGCGUCCAGUUGCGCGUUGGCCGCGAGCGAGAUGCAAUGUGGUUACGGCGAUCUGAGCUCGUGCUCGCAAAUGAGCCAAGCGGCGUAUCGGUACACGGCCGCGAGAGCCGCCGGCUACUCGACGAAUGCCGGCUCGGCGAGCGGCGGUGGCAGCGCGGGUCCCCUUGGGGCCCAUCAUGCCUCGCAUCCUCAUGCCCAUCCACAUCACGGGGCCCAUGCGACUCCGUGCUCCGUAAUGGCGGCCAGAUCGCAGGACGUUCAUCGACACGCUGCCUCUAUCUUUCCUUCUGCGAUUAAUCUCCAAGGAGGAUUAGGAUACAAACCCUAUACGGGACACGACGGUCUCGCGGAAAAGCGAAAGCAACGGCGCAUACGGACGACAUUUACGUCGGCCCAACUUAAAGAAUUGGAGCGUGCCUUUCAAGAAACACAUUAUCCGGAUAUUUACACCAGAGAAGAAAUCGCCAUGAAAAUCGAUUUAACGGAAGCUAGAGUACAGGUGUGGUUCCAAAAUCGUCGUGCGAAAUUCCGAAAACAGGAAAGACUGGCCCAACAAAAGUCUUCGUCUCAAGGUGGAAUAGGUGGUGAUAGUGGUGCUUCAAGUCCAGUUGCUGGAAACGUCAAAGCCGAAGGACGUUCGCCAAGAAGUCCUGCGACACCGCCAGGUGGCUCGAACGGUAGUGUCUUACCAUCGAACGAGGUCAAGCCUGUCGCUAAUCCUAAUUUGGUUAAUGUGAAACAUACACCUGACGGUACCGGGGAAAAUAGCUCACCUAGCGCUCGUGCAAACAGUGGAGGUGGUACGUGGGGUUCAUGCAGUCCAAGACCUUUCUCCACGGCGUUACCUUCUUAUUUGUUGGAUCCGCUACCUUUGAAAACCGGAAAUCUUUAUUAAUUUCGUUUCCUUUAGAU
Messenger RNA from Vespa mandarinia (Asian giant hornet), 2642 nucleotides. RefSeq lists its product as uncharacterized. NCBI's taxonomy places the organism in Eukaryota, Metazoa, Arthropoda, Insecta, Hymenoptera, Vespidae. Gene Ontology annotation, molecular function: RNA polymerase II transcription regulatory region sequence-specific DNA binding; DNA-binding transcription factor activity, RNA polymerase II-specific. The record is from RefSeq and is a predicted model, not a curated record. Gene Ontology annotation, biological process: regulation of transcription by RNA polymerase II.